AUGGCUGAAAUCAUCGGCAAACGACAACGAAGAAAGAGCCUGAGCGUGUUCAGUCCAUCUCUCACAGUAUCGACCUCCCUCCGGCCUCCACUCCAUGACCGAACACCCUCGGAUGAUAUCUUGACCCGAAACAAGAAAACCCGACGGAAUUCUGGCUUCUUCGGCCGGUCUCACAGUCCUAAUAUAGGGUCCGAUGGAUCGAAUAACCGCCGCCCUGGGACGGCAGGCUCCGACACCGCUGGCUGGUCAGCAUCCACACCCGUCAAUGAAACAACACCUCGCCCGCGGAGGAAGUCGCUGCAGAAAAAGAGAACCUCGGUUUUUGGAUCCCUGAGGUCAUUGCACUCAUGGGAAGAUGAUGAACCUCUGAGUGCCUCCGUCGGCUCGGUGACAGAUGAGCAAACCAUGGCCAGUCCCCGAAAUGGGAUCUGGUCAUCUGCAAUCCUCCACCACGGGGAAGUUCAGACGACUGGAGGCAUGUGGAGGAAAAAGAGUCAAUAUUUGGUCCUUACGGAUACCCACCUCAUUCGCUUUAAGAACCAAGGCAAAGCCGCCGAUGUCUUUGGUUCUAUUCCUGCUUCUUAUACCCGGGCUCCAGCUUCCCAUCGUCAAUCAGUGGCUUCAGUCAGUUCUCUGCAGGACAUGCAAUUCAUGGCGUCUGGAGAUGCAUCGGCCGGAAUCCCAUUAAACAGCAUAAUUGCGGUCUACAUGUUGGAGGAUGCACGAUUAUCCCCAUCGGUUGAAGUGGCCUAUCUCGAUGAGCGCACGAACAAAGCCACGUUGGUUCAAAUGCAGACAUCUGAUCUGCAGGAAUUGAACCUUUGGAUGGUGGGCAUUCGCCAAGCCGCCCAGAUGGCUAGAGCAAAUUCUCCAAUGCCAUUUGGCAGGGGAUCAAUUGAGUAUGUAACUCGUAUGCUAGAACACGAGCGAGAUUACGACCCGGAGGUGUUCCGCAUGUUCCGGGUCAUUCAAAUCGCGUCCAGCAAGUCAAUCACCCGCUCUUCCUCUGAGGACCUGACCAAGCUGUCGCCCACGGGCUGUUAUCUUGCCAUUGGCGCACACAAGCUUCAUCUGCUGCCCAUGCAGAAGACAACCAAUCGAUCAUCGGUCGUAUCCUUGUCAGACUGGGAGGCCGGUACUUCGUUUGGUCUGAUGAACCUGACUGGUUUGUCCAUGGAGUACGGUGACGACAGCCUGCAUCUGACCUUUAGGGUUCCUCUCAAGAAAUCAUUCAAUGUGUUCUUGGCCUCUGUCCAUUCCGUUGAAGUCGCUUGUUGGAUCAGACAACAUACUGAAUAUCUCCGUCCAUUGUGGAUCAGACAGCCGUACGAAUUCGUUGUUCCGAAAGAACUGCAAAAUGACGACAACUUCCCGCCUGUUGCUUUAGAUGAAGAUUAUGGAUGCUUCGAUAGAACGUUGGUCGCCUACUCCGCCAGUUAUGACAUCGACACAUCGAAUAUUCGAUACACAAUCGACCAGGAAUGCGAGGACGCUCCAUGCUUCCGUCUCCUGAAGCCUGCUUCCCCAAAAACUCCGCGGUACAACGCUUUAGAACUCAUUGCGGUCAUGCGCACACUUCGCUAUAAUGAAUUCUUCCGGUCAAUCUCGUUCCGCGGAGUCAAUCUCGAUGCAUUGCAGGGCCUUCGUGAUGUUCAUGGUGUGGAUUCCGACGUCCAUCUCGACCGAGGGGGCGCCUCCGUGCACAUUCCAGGCCAGGCGAAUCUGACUGUUCUCUCGCAAGAGGUUCGAGCUUUAGCUCUCAAGAGCAAAUGGCUGCGCCGACUCGACUUCUCUUACUGCCUUACACGGAUACCGACACCAACUCUCGACAAGGGUACUCGUGACCCAGGUUGUGGGAUUCCAGAAGCGAUCUUCCCCGUGUGCCGCCGAGGAGAAUUGACAAGCGUAGACUGGGUUGUGCUCAACGGCAUCAAGCUGGGUGAGUCGGAUCUGGACUAUCUUGUCGAUGCGGCGUCACAAAGACGUAGUCACCUGCGAGCUCUGGAGGUCGGGGACUGUGGAUUAUCCGUGCAUGACCUAGACCUUCUUCUGUCGACUAUCGUCGCACAAGAAUCAACACUCGAGGCAAUCAACAUCUCAGGCGUGCAGGGCCGAUUGAAUCCCGAUGUACUCCAGCAAUACAUCGGCUACUUUGGACAAAUCCGCAAAAUCAACUUAUCUCGCAUCUCACGGACGUCUGGUACCGACCCGCUCAUCACGGCCGAAAUGCUGUUCAACUGGCGACUCGAAGAGCUGGCUCUCAGUCGGACGGUUGUCAACCGCGAGACCGUGGAUGCCAUUGCUACUUACCUGGCUAGCGAUCGCUCUCGAAACCUUCGUGUGCUUCGUCUUGAUCAGUGUGGUUUGACCGGAGAAGACGUAGCUAUGUUCAUGCACUCGAUGUCCGUUGGACCUGAUUCCCCGCGCAGUCUGCAUCUGCAUGUUAAUGAGAACCGCAUUGACAACGGCUGCUCUCACGUUUUCAACGCUAUUGCGAAGAAUCAGACCCCCUCGCAUCUGUCAAUGCGCAUGAUCGAUUUCAAGAAAGAGGACCAUUUCCGUCAGCUGGUGGACUCGGUUCGGCAGAACAGCACCCUCAAGUUCCUGGAUAUUUCGAAGGCUUCCCUCCCAUACGAUGCUAGCCCUGAGACUUGCCGAUCGUUGCAGGUGAUGCUCGAGGAGAAUGAGACUCUUGAGGCUUUGGAUAUUAGCGGUGAUAAUGCGCACCUUGAUGUUGCACGCUUCGGCAUUGGUCUUAAUCUUGCACUGACUGGCCUUAAGAGAAACACAUCUCUCAAGGUCCUGAGAAUUGAACACCAGAAACUCGGUCUCCAGGGUGCCAAUACGCUUGCCUCGGUCUUAGAGGAGAAUGAUUCGCUACGUGAAGUACACUGUGAGAACAACGAUAUCAACCUGCAAUCCUUUACGGUGUUGGUCAACGGCCUUCGGUGCAACCGCUCCCUUCUCACUCUCUCCUGCAUGGACCGGGAUCGAGUCCUGUCACUGGACAAAGUACGCCGAGAGGUUGAUAAUGUUCGGUGGGAGGCUAGCAACAGCAAUCAAUCUUCCACUGCGAACUCGGUCCGUCGCUCUCUAUAUGCAGCGAUGAGCGUUGGUCAAGGAGGGCAAGGGCACAGACUGAGCAAAGCACCGCCGCCUAGUGUCGCCUCAGCCUUGGAAAACUCUCCAUUCGCCAACCACAACGUUGAACUAGUCUUGCAGUCUCUGAACGAGAAAUGGGACGCUGAGGUGUCCCGGCUUAAUCGAUACCUCCUCCGCAAUUACAACAUUACCCAUGGGAUUGAGGAAAUUGAUGAUGCUGCCAGCGAUGGACGACCCGGAACAGCAGCGAGCCUGGGUACGAUGCUUGACAAUCUCAAAUUCGACGUGUCCGUGUCGGCAGAUGAGAUCCGAACAUCAUCGCCACCAGACGAGUCUCCUGCUGUCAUCCGACUCUCAGAGGCAUCCGACACCCGAUCCCAGUCCUCGUCGAACAUCGAGCCCACCUCCAUCCAACCAAAACGCCUUCCAUCCAAUACCCGCCGCCCUCAAACCGCCGCCCCUACACAAUUCGCUCCAUCCAGUCAUGGUUCUUCGACCUCAACCUCUCGCCUAGCUCUCCCGGUUCCAGCCGUGCCCCCGGCAGUCGGAAAGGCAGAGAGCGUCCGCAGUGCACGCAGUUCUUCCAGCAAUGCCUCAAUAGGCGCUGGCAGUACUCGAAGCGCCUACGGCGUCGCCUCAUCUACACUUAGAGGCUUUCUCAGCGGGACCGCGUUGAGGGAACGUCGCCGUGCAGAUGCAGUGCGUCCCUCGCCUGUGUGCGUCAACAAUGACAAGCCGCCUCAGCUAGACUGGGCACCACCAAAGCUUGACUUGGGAGGGCUCCAGUAG
Molecule: messenger RNA, 3891 nt
Organism: Penicillium samsonianum
Lineage: Eukaryota; Fungi; Ascomycota; Eurotiomycetes; Eurotiales; Aspergillaceae
Exons: 1
Coding region: 1-3891 (1296 amino acids)
Source: RefSeq, a predicted model, not a curated record